UCAAUAUGCUUUAAAUCAUUCUGGUACAAGAUUUUUCUCCACUGGAAAUCAAAAUUACUCAGUGUCCUGGUGGAUUCCGUCUUAAAUAUUUUGGGCCCUUGAAAACGAAGUGAAAAUUUCCUUACAUUUGUCUUGCAUGCUAGUGUUGUAUGAAUGUACGAAACUGUUAGGAAGCAAAUGUGUCUGGAACUCGUUUUGUAAAAUUAAGUGCUCAGGGGCCCAGGGCUCUUCCAUGCUCCUUAUGAACUGUUGUUCGUCGUGAUUAAAAUAUCCUGUAAUUCAGUCCCAUAAGCACCCUCCCGGCCCUGCGAGUAGCAUUAAUGCCUCUGUCCUGCUGUCGCCAUAUUGGAAAACGAGAAGACCCUGGGGACGAGGUUGUCUCUGUUUCAGCAAUGGCGGAAGUACCGAAUAGCCGUUCUGUUCCUUCUGGUCAUGACGAGCAGUUUGUUGUUCCACCUGAUGAAGACCUCCAUUGCAUUAUAUGUUUCCUGCCGUCGAAAGAACCGGUUCUUACAAGAUGUGGUCACAGGUUUUGCCGGCAGUGUCUCGAGGAAUAUAUGCGAAGGUAUUCUUUAUAGUGGAAACUCCGUGUUGAUAUUUCUGAACUAGGGUUUUCCUGUCCUUAUCAGAUGUAUAUUGUGUAUAUGUUACAACAGACAACUGCAACAUUAUCAGUCGACUGUACAGGUAGGCUAGCUCUUGGUAAAUCUUCUUGACUGAAACCGAUCGAACGACACUGCUGCAAGUAGGGAUGUAGUUGUUAAAAUUAUGAAAGUAAUUUCCAACUUUCACUAUGACAGCAAAUUCAAAACAGCGUCUAUAUGAACAGCGGGCGGUCAAAGUUUUUUGAUCAUUUAUUAAACUGAUCGACAGUCUCAUCUACCUUUUUCUCAUCUCUAGAUCUAGACUUGCCUCGUACGGACCGAUUAAGCAAAUUAGGCAGAGAGAUUUACUGUUUUAAGGAGACAAGGAAUAUAAUGACAUGUGUGCAUAAACGGUUAGUCAACCAUUAAAUGUUUUGAAUGACCGGCUUGUCCGUCAACCGGUCAUGAUCGCCACAACUGACACAACCGAUACAGAGCAGUCGUUUGGUAACAUUUCGAAUGACACAAGGCCCAUAAUGAUCUAGUUAAAGUCUGUAAACGCCUCUUAUUAGAGUAUUUUUACUUUACGUUGACAUGUGACUGAAAAUCCUACAGACGGAUGUAUUCAUAAACCUUUAUUUAAUACUUGAGUACCACCAAAUGUUGUGGUUAGAGGAGAGGUAUUGUGAUAAAUGUUGUUUUCAAGGCUUCGAUAUGUACUUGCAGUCUCUAAUACAGUAAUAGCUACUAUUGCUGGGGAGCCCCGCAAAAUUACUUUUCCUUUGUGAAGUUGUAUCCCAGGUAUGUUCUAACUGCUCUCAAAUACUCCUAGAUAGAACCACGGUUUUUUUUCAACUUUUGACAUGUGCCCGUGACGGAAAAUCCGUCGACACCACUGGAAAGUAAAUAGCGCUUUAAUAUUAGUAAUUUUGCUCAGUUUGAAAGUGAUACGUUUGAAACGUGCAAAGAAUUCGAAAAAGCUCUCCAAAGUUGCGAGAAUUUUACAGACGUUUGUAUGCUAGUGGGAAAGUUUGUGCCACACAAACGGCUGUAGAAUUUCGUGACUUUCAGAAGUUAUUAAAAAAAUAAAAUAAAUAACGAUUUGGAGUUGGCACAUCCACAUAGUGGUACUUUGUCUACCUGAUUUCUGGUCGCUAUAUCUUCGUUAGUUUUCAAGAAAUUACUUUCAAACAUGACGAUAUUAUCAAUUUCAAGGCGCUCUUUCCAGUGGUGUCGACGAGAAAAACAUUUUCUUUAACUGGUCCACGGAACUAGAAAGUUGAAAACACCGUGGAAAGGUCCCUGAUUCCUUUGUACAUGUGAUGGUUUCUCAUUCUCCCCUCUCUUGGUUUCAGUAAUGAAUUAAGUCAUCGAUCACGCAAUGGAGCAUUUCAUAAGCUAUUUUAGCGUUGUCCAAAAAUAAAUGACGUCACGAAAGUAAGAAGUCGUGGAAACGAUUGCAUUAGCUCAGUUGCUUUUGGUAAAGAUGAAAAUUUUAAACGUUCUGCGAAAAAGAUAUAGCCGAAGGUCUGCCUAAACUGUAGCGAGAACAGCAAGAGUACUACUCAAAGAAUGACAGCAGUUGCUAGACUAAACAUCCUUUUAUAUCCUGCUGCAACCUCGUUCCCAGGGUUUUCUUCUACCUGUCCCUCUCUCGCUCUGUAGGGACGGAUAGGAGAGAACUCUGGGAACGAGGUUGAUCCUGCUGAAUUUGCCGAGGAACAGACAGAUUAAGACGAAAACUGGUCCUCGUGCUCAGGCCUCACCGGCUAACGGAACAGGAGGCUCUGGGGACGAGGAUGGGCUGCCCUCUGGUCCUCUUUCUCGUCCUCCUUCCGGUACCGCUUCAGGAACGUUGUCGCGUUAUGAUAAAACGAGCCAGUUGGCUUUUUUUUAAUCAAUAUUAUUUGUCAUUAAAGGCAGGAGCAAGAGGGUCACCAGUUAACGUGUCCUUCGGACAGGAAAGUCCUGGAACAAAACAAGGUACUACUACACGAAUCAGUAGGAACUGGUUUAAGAUGUCACCACUGCGACGGCAACGAGAACGUCAAAAAGCGAAAGGCUUAGGCAAUGUUCACACUAUACUGGAUCGGAUUUGUGUCGGCACGAAAACCAUACUGGAUAGGGCUUCUGUUCAUACACGGUUGUGGCGGCGCGAUUUCUGUGACGGAGAGAAGAUGCGCUCCGCCGAUCUCUAAAGUGGAGUCAAUUAUAUAUCGGAUAGGUGUUCAUGCUCCGGAUAGCGUUUCGUGUCAGCGCGAAAAUCUAUCCAGUAUCUGGUGGGAUGAACAUAGCCUUACAUUAACAAAACAACAACUUUUCAAGUGUAUCACACUUUUUGUACAUUUUUACCGUCACUGCACGAUUCAGCGACGUGAAACUUCCUAAUUUCCCAUUUAAUGACAACGCCAACAUACAACGACCAGGAGAACGACUCCUGACAACGACAAAUUUAUCUUUCUCUUUUUUAAAUUGGAAAAGAGAGUUCGCCUUCAUUCACGGAGUGAGCGAGUCUUUUUUAAAGUGAUGUUUUCGCCACCGUUGAAAUCGUUGUGAACUCCCUAAUUCUUGAUACCAGCAAAAGAGCUCAACUUUGAUCACAAAAAAUACAGAAUAAACAAUCAAAAACUGAUUUUAUGAAUGAAUAUUUUUCUUAUUUUUCUUCCAUGUUUACUUUUUAGGACAUAUUCCCUGACAAACUAGCCGAAAGAAAGAUUUUGUCACAUGUCAUCAAGUGUCCCAGUGAGUGCUGUGAAUGGACUGGUGAGCUGAGGGAGAAAGAGGUAGGGAUCAUUGUUCACCUUGUAACUCCUCCCUCCUCCCUCGCGCGCGGUCUCGCGCCCUCAAUUCCUUUCCCCUUCCCUUUCUAACGCUUUCCACGCAGGCUAAUCCACGAGUAACAACUGAUUAACAAACAUGAAAAUAGGAAAUGUGCAAACUAUUACGGACACAAGAUUCUCUCUAAAACCCUUUUGUACAUAAUAACAAAAACAGUUCGGUUAAUUACAUUCGCAGUUCUCGCAGGCAAGUAUCACGAGAAAUACAACCGUAGAUAAAAGGGUAGUUGCCGGGUAUUCUGAAGUUUAGCCGAUAAAAGAUUUCCCAGCUCUAAAUUAAUUAAGGGAGAGGGAUGAUGCAUUUUUUAUGGUCUGUCGUCUGAUUAUUUUAUUAGAACCACUUGACCUCAUGUCCUUGGAAAAUUGUUUCUUGCACCUACGAAAAAUGUGGAGAAAACGUAACCAGAAAGGAUCUGACUGAACACGUGGCCGACAUGUGCGUAUGGAGAAUUUUGAGAUGUCUGCAUUGUGCAGAACAUCAUCCACAAUGCCAAAUGGAGGUAAAAGCAAAUUGCUGGAUCAGUUCUUGUUGUAUGUUUUGAGAGCCAUAAGACGGUAAUUAACUUCAAUGGGGAACAAAAGAACUUGGGACUGUGUGAAAAAUCCCUUCCUGGUUUUAAUGACAAUUUUUUCAUCGGCUUUGGGUUCAUCGCGUCGUCCCCCACUUCCCCUAGCAAUUUUGUGGCCAAAAAAAGAACUCAUUUUCACCCAUGGUGCUCAAAAUUCAAGUUUGUUUAGGGUGGGAUGGGAGGGGUCGCUAGUUUUACUAAUAUUACUAGGAAGGUCCCAACCCUUUUGACCUCAAUUGUAGACAACUUGUAUGGUCGGAAUUUAAAACAGAAUAUUUUAAAACGCGCUAAUUUUCAUUUCAACGCCUUCACCUCACAUAUUGCAAGAGACGAUUUGUGAUUCAAAAUAUCGUAAUUGAUCGACGUUUAUACCAGGGUUAAUUCUUCAAACCCAAAUUUGGAAGAUGUUUGCAAUUAUUUGAUAAUUGACGUUGAUAAUGGAAUGAUUGGACAAUUAUCCACGAUUGCCGUGCGCGAGACGCCAGCGUAGAAGCUUGGCGGUUUCAUAACAAGUGUACGUUUACGGUUAACGUGUGUUUUUGUUGAAGAUACUCGAUAAAGUUAAUUUUUAAACAAGAAUCGACUAACUAACCUGUAAUUAAGCACCGACUGGGAUAAAAGGUUUCAGAAGUUGUCUGGUUUUUUUUCUGUUUUUUUUUGGUAUUUUUCGAUUACAGGUCUUUUAAUAAAAUUUAACUUCUCGCAAUACCCCAUACUUCCACCCAACCUACAUUUCUUUACUCACAAGAGUUUGGAUCCGUUAUGUAGCGACCUGAAAUAUCCUUGGUAGUUUUAUUAUUUUUCCACAUCAGUUUCGUGUACUUAAAACGUUUCAGUUUCAGAAGUCACUUUCCUUUACUAUUUUAUUCAGUUUUUACUUCUUUUUGUUCUUUGUCUUGACAGGCACAUUUAGAAAAUUGCGAAGGUCUCCUUACUGCCUGUCCAAACAACUGCGGGAUUAAAAUUGCAAGUGACAAGGUGAUGCCAUUAAAUCAGUUUCGUUUUCUCAGCUUAUUGUCAUUUUCAGCCUUAGAUAUUAAAAUCUCUAAUACUGACUCCACAGUUCAUGAUAUUGUAAGUGUGAAGUCUUACGUGAAUCGCCUCUUUGUCCCUGCAUGAAAACCGUGAGGAUCACGAUCAAUUAGGUUUUCUUCACUCCAAAGAUUGUGGUGUCCUUUCCUGUGGGCGCGCUCUAAAAAGGCAGAGCGGGACUGGGUGCGGGCCGAUCUGUUAUUUCCGUGAUCCUUUUCGAUUCUGUCCUUUGUGAGUCUAUUGCUCUCCAAUUAACUCUUAACCACCAUCUAGAUCUCCAAGAACUCUUUAAACCACGUCAUCUUUUUUAGUCAAGUUACCAGCGUCUUUAGGGCGCACUAUCUGUGAAUAAGUGUAGUCUCGGAUUUAGACCCAUGCGCACACCUUGUUGUUUAAGGCAGCGGCGAAGUUGAUGGGACAGACCUUUCAUAAAGGUUAAACUGUAGUGGAUAUGAACGCGGUUACAUGCCCUGCAAUGGUGCUUUGUUGUCUAGUCUCUAUAAUUUUCUUCAAGACAUUUAUGAAAAAAGUUACAAGAGGUCUGUGUUGUGGUAAAUAAAUAUGCCUAUAACUUAAAUUGGCGCUAUCUUUUUCCAGGUGUCAGAUCACAUUAACAAUACAUGUCCACUGACAGAAGUUCCCUGCCCAUAUAAUUGGCUGGGCUGUUUCCUAAAGGUAAGUUUGGUUGUUAACUUAAGACGCAAUUUCCCCAUACAACAUGAGGAAAACGUAUUGCACCAUAGCAAAAGAAAUUGCUUCCUGUCUUACCCGGAUCAUUACUUAGAUCAUUGUCUUUUACCGACCUUUAGCAGAAUGCUAUUCAUUUCUUUGCAUUAACCAAUAAAGGUUUCUUUCUUUGUUUUUCAUACUGACCAUUGUUAGGAGUGAAAGUGAUGCAUAAAUGCAUUGUCUGAAUUAGCUCGCGCUAUGAAAAAAACAUGAAGGUAGAGUCCUUAUUUUACGUCGGCAGCUCGAAUUAGUCAUCUGACCAACAAACAUGAGUGCGCUCGUUUUAACACACCCCCCCCCCCCCCCCGCCUGUCUCUCUCGCUCUCUCUCCCUCCCUCCCUCUUUCUCUCCCUCUCUCUCUCUCCCUCUAAGGUGACAUCAAAACACAAAAUACUCAUAACACACAGUUUGUAAUCGGUUGAAAGUGGAUACACUGCAAAUUAUAGUAGUUGCUAGAAAUAUAUAUCUACGUGUUGUAACUGUUCAUCAGUAGGAUGCCUAAAAUGUGUGAAAUUCCACAACUGGUUUCGGCUCCAUUAACUCCUAUACGAAUUACACAAGAUUUUAGGAGGAGCCACCCACUAUGUGAGCACAGUCACGGACAAAACAUAUAAGGGAGGAAAAUAACGCAAAGUAAAAUUAUCACGUUAUUCAACGAACUAAAUGUACACUUCAAUAGUAUCCUGAUCAGCUUCUCAGUUCUGCAGUUCUGCGUCUCAUCUCAUCAUGAUCGAUUGUCGUCAGUUGAAGUGUCCAGGUGGUUUGCUUUGUAUCUGAGGACAAUUUCUAUUUUAUAAGCUCCAAGGGGCUUAUAUUCGGAGCGGUUAUUUAACGGAGGGAUUUUCCAUUACGAGUUUGUGGGGGGAUAGAGAAUGGUUAUUGCCGGAAUUUUAAGGUAUUCACCACUAUCAAAUUUAGAAUUACAGCUUCCUCGAUGUUUUAUGAGACCAUAACCAAUAAGUAACAUCUGGCUCAUUUAAGAAAUAUGAUUGGGUAAAAGAAAAAUUACAAAACAGACCUGUUUAAUUUCAGAUUCAGAGAGAAGUGCUUGAAUCACACCUUGAAGGCGAGAUAAGAUAUCAUCUCCAUUUGAAUAGCUGCAAAUUAAACGACACCAAGGAUGAAGUAAGAAACCUUCAACUUGAAGUUGCAGAAAGAGCAAAGGCCGUCCAAAAUCAAUUUGAGGAAAGAGUGCAGGCCCUCCAGAAUCAUUUUGACGACAGAUUACAGGCGCUCCAAAAUCGCUUUGAAGAGAGCGUUCAGGCCCUAGAAAAUCAUUUUGAAGAGAGGGUAAAAUUGCUAACCGUCACUAGCGAUAAAUUGAGGAAGAAUCUGAGUUUCACUAGAAUUAUUUGUGCUGUUGCUGUUGUCAUUCUUGCUGCGUUAAGUGGAAUGUCAAACCAAAAAAGUGCCGUUAGCGAUUCAAUAACAACAAUGGACCGAUCUUUUGACACGCAAAGCAAACUCGAAAUGAAAGUGAAUGAAGUCGAGAAAGGUCUGAAAAGUGAACUGAUUGAUUUGCGAAGUCAGCUGGGGAAGAAAGUGGAUGAAGCUAACAAAUAUUUUGAAGCUGUGUCGCUUAAUAUGUCAAACCAUGAAAGUGCCAUUAGUGAUUUUAAAACAAAAAUGGACCGAUCUGUUGAAAGGCAAAGCAAGCUCGAAAUGAAAAUGAGUGAAGUCGAGGAAGGUCUGAGAGGUGACCUGAUUGAUUUGCGAAGUCAGCUGGGGAAGAAAGUGGAUGAAGCUAACAAAUAUUUUGAAGCUGUGUCACUUAAUAUGUCAAACCAUGAAAGUGCCGUUAGUGAUUUUAAAACAAAAAUGGAGAGUAGAGUAACUGAUGUGCAAACUAAAGUGGAGGGGAAAUUAGAUGAAGCUCACAAACAUCUUAAAGAAAAGGUGAGUUAAAGUAUAUAUAUAUAUUAAACCAGCUGGGAAACAUAUAAAUGAUUUAGUCAUGCACAAUGUUGUGGUUUUCAUUUGCCAUGUUCCGAUACUUGGAAUUUGGAAGCAAACUGAAGAAAACGUACUCUCAGGGCAGGGGAGAGAACUAUCGAAAAAUGUCUUAAGUAAGUUCAAAAACAAAAAAAUUGAUUUCAUGACAAUUGAAAUUCUACCUUGUCACCGCAAUGAGAGAUCAAAUCAGUGAGAUAGCAUUGCACCUGCACAACCUCAUUGCGUUGUUCAUCAAGUUGUUGUCUUCUUCGCGAAUGAUACGUGGAAACUUCCAAGGACGAAAAUGCCGAAUAAUAGACAAAAACAAAGGGACGAAUCCCUGAAUUGGCAAGGAAAGGAAGAAGUGCCACGGAAAAUUCAGGAGCUACUGUUAGUAGAGGAAAAAGCACCAGGAAAGAACACGGCGAUGGAACUUUAGUUCCCACCUCUGACGUAUCGUGCUCUAAUGAGCAGUUUCUGUCCUUUCGAACGUCGCUCGAGAGCGGCUUCACCACAAUGGGUAAAUCACUUACUAAAGCGAUUAAAGAUUGCUUUACUACUGUGGUAGAUAAAUUAAAUCCUCGAGACCAGGACGGAUACAACAUUGUCAUCAAAGAAGUACUGAUCCAACCAGCAAUUCCAUUGUGGAACAAGCGUUACAGUUUCUCACUUUUUAAGAAAGGUUUAGGUUUCAGUGCCCUGAACGCUGCAGAAACUGCACUUUCAUGCAUUAUUCAACCAAAAACUAUGGUAGGCUUAGAUAACUUUUUCAGGGACCAGGUAUUUGAAAAGUUUGCUAAUCCAUCGGAAAGUAUAAAAAUCAGUAAUGAAACAUUUGGAAUCCUGUGCCUGUAGACUGACAUGACAAAGCAAAAUUGAAUACGGGUCAACUUCAGAGGUUAAAUGAUUCUAAGUAUAUGUUUGUGGAAAUAGAAUUCAAAAUGUUAGCUUUAUCAUCAUGGACUACUGUCUCAAAGAGCUGCAUAGCACCAUGUUGUUUUAAGUUAACGUCAACAAAAUGAGAAUUGGGAUUUGUUCUUUCGUAUUAUUAUAUCAAAUACUAUGUUGCGUGCUUAUGCAACAGUACUUUAGCUGUUAUAUGUUAUUUUUCAGGCCGAUCUCUUAACACUCGACAGCGGUAACCAUAAACAGAAAAUCAGAGAGUUUGAAACUAAAAUCCAGGUAAGAGGAAAAUAUCAAAAAUAACUAAAUUUCAGCCUCACGUAGUCAUGCACGUUCAUGAUCUGAGUUGAUAAAGUCAAUUUACCUCCUUAAUCCUUUAAGCCCAAAUACCCUCAUACAAAAUCUCGGGAGUAACUUAUUUCUAAUAGUUGUGGGUCGUGGAUACAAAGUCGUGGGUCAUGGGUGGCGUAGACCCACGAAAAAAAAGAAGAGGUCCCUCAGGGUAGUGGGGUUACACCAGGAGCCGGCUCCUGGGUUACCCCAAAUGUUUCUGGGUAGGGGUUGAGGUAGGAUAGCUACUAGUACCUGGACAUCCCAAGUAUCGAGUUAAAAAGGGAAAGCGGCAUUUAUAGAAAAGUUAUAUUAGUAUACCGAGUGGCAGAAGGAACAAUUCUUGUACCGGCCUCUUAUUAUUAACAUCAACGAAAAAUAUCUGUUUAGAAGAAGGAGAAAUCUAACACCAGAGAGCUCAGAAAAAAUUCCGUGCCCUGGGUGGGAAUCGAACUGACGACCCUUUGAGUUCUAAUUCGGAUGCUUUAACAACAGAUCUGCUGCAGGCUUUAUGGAGAGCGGGGUUAAAAUUUAAUUAUUACUACACCAGUCAUAAAGGAACAGUAUCGGGGACUUUAGUCGCUAGACAUUUUCACGAGGAAAAUGCAGGAGAAGUGCGUGUGUGUGUGUUUCGAACGGCCCGAAAUUCCUAUCUACCAUCAGUAACUUUUCUAAUGGUCUGCCCCUAAGAAUGGUACUUUUCAUUUACGUACGCCCAUUACGAAAUACGUGAUUGGAAAAAACAAAACCCUGGUCUGGUGUCGGUGAAACAAAUCGAUAUUUGCAUGAUCUUGCGGGCGUUCUCUCAAAAUUGUAAGUCUGUUUCGAUUGGUGUAGUUAGAUCGAUUGGAGAAUAUGGCUUCCUUUUUGGUCUCGUGAGUGCGAGAGGUGGGGGCGGGGAUUCAGAAUCCCAUCUCUUAUGACCCCCACUGUUUCUGACAGGCUGCCUGCUUUGUGUGGCUCGGCCUCGUUCUCAGUCGUUCUCAAGCUCAUCCAAAUGGCAUCAACUCAUCCAAAUGGAUCUUUGAGAGUCAGAAUACAAUAGGCUGUUAUAUAAACUUUGUGUGGUUAGUUUUUGUGUAAAAAAUUGUUCCGUGCCACUUUAAAUUCGUCGCCUGCCUCGUCCGGUUAAUUUAAUUGGCGAAAGUUGAGUUUAGCAAAAUACAGUAAAAGUAAGUACGAUCACAGUUAAAACUUUUCGUCUCAUAUAAGGGAAUCUAAGACAGCAAUGGAUACUGAAUUCCAAGCCGAGGAUUUCGGAUUCCAGUCGUUGUCAGUGGAACUUGGAUUCUCAAUUCCAAUCGUUAUUGAAAUUCCAGAUUCUAUGAGCUGUAUUCUGGAUUCUAAAGCUUAGGAUUCCCGUUUCCACAAGCAAAAUUUCCCCAGAUUCCAGAAUUGGGAAUUCCUUACAUGGGGCGAAACUUUUUUGUUACUUUAACGAAUGCAGGCCCUGACCAACAGACUGAAUAGCGCCAGAGUGCACUGUGAUGAGAGGGUUUUACAUUAACUACUUGGACCGACAGAACGUUGAGUGGCCAAAUGGCUUUUUCUUGGCCAUAUUCCGACUUGUGAAGGCGGGAAGCUAUGGUUCAGCCAGCGUUCGCUAUCUUUACCGCUGCUGCAAGUUCAUUCUUUAAGUUAAGGGCGCGGCCCAAACUUGUCCAGUCAACAGUUGCCGUCAACUGAAAGUGAUGACAAGGAGAACAAAACGAACUAAAAUAAAAUGAGACAACCUCUUCAACCACUUUGUUUUAGUUUAUUCGUCAUCAUCGCUGGACAUGACGCACCAAAUGUUUAACAUAAUAGUUAGGUUUCCAUUUUCAAACAGCGGUCACAAUUUAAUUUGUUUAGAGCUGCGCGGCCAGUUUCAACUUGUCGCUUGGCAGGUAAAGCUUGUUAAAAUUAAACAUGAUUCAGGAUUUGAGGUCCUCUUUUGAUAGGUCCAAAGUGGUAUUGAUCCCGGUAUUUUACCUGUGAUCCCUGAUCCCACCUCUUUAAUCCCUGAUCCCACAUACCUUAUUACUACCUUGCUUUUAACGUGAUUGAAAAUCAUGGGUAUGCUUCCCAAGUUACUGUAUCAAACUUACACCUUACCGCGCAAAAUUAUCAACCUUUCUUGGACUUCAUUUUUUACGUCGGCAGUUGUAACAGCGCAGUGUCCUACAAACUAGAAAUUCGCAUCACCUGCCGCUUCACUUUUAAGCAAAUUUGACAUAACAUCUCCAACGUCUACCUGCGAACACUACAUCCUGGUGUGCAAAGCGACUUCGUCGGACGACUGACACAAAAAUUUUUGUGUUGGAAGGUCCAAAAGAGUUUCCAAAGCUGCUCUGCCUUAACGUUAAAAAUGCUUUUUCCUCUGAGUUUCUCAUCCCUUUCUGGUAAAACUACUGUUUGACUACUCCACAUGAAUAAUUAAUUUCCAUAUUUCACAAUUCAACCUCAAACAAUUGGAGGCUCUUGGGAAAAAGCAUUUCCAGGGAAUUAAUUUAAAGCUUUUUAAAAGCUUUUUGAUUUAGGAAACCUUACAAGUGAAAAAUAAGCAUGUUAUUUACCUGCCCCUUGGGGGUUUCUGAUAUAUUUACAUUUUUACUCAGAGAGCCUUUAAUUAAAAAGAUGCUUCAUAUUUUUCGGGUAAUCAAAUAAAAACUGAAUGGCAUCACCUUUUUUCUUUUUCGUCGUUAAUCCGCUUAACGAGAACAUUUUUCAUGGACCUUAAAAAUCCAAAGUGAAGAAAAUUAUGAACUAUAGUAUCCAAAUAGUAACAGAAAGACUAUCAAAGCACAUUAAAACGUUUUUUCACUUUAAUUAACUAAUGCAGGCCUUGGCAACCAGACUGGAUAGCGCCAGAGUCUACUGUGAUGAGAAGGCGACAGAUUAUGGGAACGUAUACUUCGCAAACGUCGUUGGUUCCAUCAUGUCGCUGAACUUACAUAAAGUUGAGUGCCCACAAGGUUUUUUCUUGGCCAAAUUUGAAAUCGACAAGGAAAAAGUAAAUGAGGGGAUGGCUUACAAUGUUCCUCUGUCACCCAGAACUCGCUAUCUUUAUCGCUGCUGCAAGUUUAUUCUGUAA
Molecule: messenger RNA, 11989 nt
Organism: Porites lobata
Lineage: Eukaryota; Metazoa; Cnidaria; Anthozoa; Scleractinia; Poritidae
Source: the annotation of a GenBank genome assembly